AUGAAUGAAGAAAAUACUGAUUCCAAUGCGUCAACCUCUGUUGAUGACAAUGAAGUUCCUGAAAAAUUUAAAUUAGAUCGAAAUAAAAUUCAAAAAGCAACAUUAAUCGAUGAAAAUGAUGAAAUUAAUCAACUUGGUUUAAGUGUUUUUAAUCAAGCCGAUCUUGAACAAGGUCUAAUCGAUCAAGUUGAUAAUGUUGUAUCAAAUCAAGAACGACAUCAUAAAUUAGCUCAUAUUGAAAAACAAAUUCAAUCACUUGAACAAACAAAUAGUUCUCUUCGAAGUAGUAUAUCAGCAAAACAACAAAUAUUAUCUACUAUUGAUAAAGCAACAUAUCUUGCAUCAAGAAAAGAUGUUCAAAAAGCAAAUAUUGAAAAAACAAUGAAAGAAUUGAAACAACAAUUAGCAAAAAAUAUUGCCAAAAUUAAUUCACUUAAAACUGAACUUAUAGGCUUUUCACCAAUUGAUGAUGAAAAUGAAGAUAAUCAUGACCAACGAACAACAACAUCAACUAGUCUUAUUGAUACAUUAAUGCCUACACUACAUAAUUAUGAUGAGAAUGGUUUUCUUAAGACAACAACAAAUCAAAAUGAACGUUUAACGUCAUUUGAUUCAUUUAUGCAAAAUCUUGAUCAUGAAUAUGAUAAACGUAAACAAUUAAAAAAUAAAACUGUUGAAAAAAAACCAAUUGAAGUUCAAAAAAUUACUACGGCUCCUACACAUCCACCGACUCCUCCUUUAACACUCGAUGGUCCAAUUGAAUAUCGUGAUAAAAAACUCAAGAAAAAACCAACAAUAAUUAAAAAAACAAAAACAGCAACAAAGACACAACCAGUUCUAAGUUCUUCAUCAUCGGAUGAUGAAAAUGGAGAAACGGAUUCAAGUCAAAUGGUUUAUGAUGAAGAUAAUGCUUGGUUUGAAAGUGAUGAAGACGAAAAACAACGUUUAGCUGAUGAAGAUGAUGAUUUUUAUGAACCGAAAAAAAAGAAAAAUCGUUCAUCAGCAAAAGAUGAUGGUGAUAAUCAACAAUAUCUUGCACGUUUAAGAGAUUUUUAUUCUGAUCAAAAACCUCCUAGUCAUACAAACAAUGGUGAAAAUGAUGAUAUUGAAAUUGGUAAAGGUUUUUGGAUACCAUUAAGUAUUUGGAAUCGAUUAUUUAAUUAUCAACGAGCUGGUGUAAAAUGGUUAUGGGAAUUAAAUGAACAAAAAUGUGGUGGAAUUAUUGCCGAUGAAAUGGGUCUUGGAAAAACUAUUCAAAUAAUUGCUUAUCUUGCUGCAUUUCAUUAUAGUCGUGUACGAGAUACUCAAAAUCGUUAUCGUGGUCUUGGUCCAGUACUCAUUGUAUGUCCAUCCACAUUACUUCAUCAAUGGGUUCAUGAAUUUCAUGAAUGGUGGCCUGAAUUCCGUGUAGCUGUCUUGCAUGAAAGUGGUUCAUUUCAAGGAAAGAAAGGCCAUCAACUUAUUCAUAAAAUGGGUACAACAGCUGCUGGUAUUCUGAUAACAUCUUAUGCUAAUAUUCUUAUUCAUUAUGAUACUCUUGUAUCCUAUCAAUGGCAUUAUUUCAUCUUAGAUGAAGGUCAUAAAAUUCGUAAUCCUGAUGCUCAAAUAACAACAGCUUGUAAAUCAUUUCGAACACCACAUCGAUUAAUUUUAUCGGGUUCACCAAUGCAAAAUAAUUUACGUGAAUUAUGGUCAUUAUUUGAUUUUGUUUUUCCAGGAAAAUUAGGUACAUUACCAACAUUUAUGGAAUAUUUUGCUAUACCAAUAACACGUGGUGGUUAUGCAAAUGCAAAUCCAAUUGAAGUACAAACAGCUUAUAAAUGUGCAUGUAUAUUACGUGAUACAAUUAAACAAUAUCUUAUACGACGAAUAAAAUCUGAACAAAAUGUUGUUUUACAAUUACCAACUAAAAAUGAACAAGUACUUUUUUGUCGUUUAACUAAAACUCAACAACAUAUUUAUAAAGAAUAUUUAAAAUCACAACAAUGUAAAGAUAUUCUUAAAGGUAGUUUACAAAUUUUUGUUGGUUUAAUUAAUUUACGAAAAAUUUGUAAUCAUCCGGAUUUAUUUACUGAUUGGUCACAAUAUCGUCCAGAAUAUGGUGAAGAUCCUAAUGAAGUUAGUCAAUAUGGUUAUUCUAAACGAUCAGGAAAAAUGGUUGUACUUGAAACCUUAUUAAAAAUUUGGUAUAAACAAAAUAAUCGUUGUUUAUUAUUUACACAAAGUAAACAAAUGUUGAAUAUUCUGGAAGGAUUUUUAACUAAACAUAAUUAUUCAUAUUUAAAAAUGGAUGGAACAACACCAAUUGCAUCUCGACAAGGACUUAUUACACAAUUUAAUUCUGAUUCAUCAAUAUUUGUGUUUCUUUUAACAACACGAGUUGGUGGUCUUGGAAUAAAUUUAACUGGCGCAAAUCGUGUUUUAAUUUUUGAUCCUGAUUGGAAUCCAUCAACAGAUAUGCAAGCAAGAGAACGAGCUUGGCGUAUUGGUCAAACAAAAAAUGUAACAAUUUAUCGAUUAUUAACAUCGGGUACAAUAGAAGAAAAAAUCUAUCAUAGGCAAAUUUUUAAACAAUUUUUAACAAAUCGUGUUCUUCAAGAUCCAAAACAAAGACGUUUUUUUAAAUCAAAUGAUCUUCAUGAGUUAUUUCGUUAUGAUGAUGAUAAUAAUAAUGAUAGUGAUGAUGAACGUACUGAAACAUCUAUAUUAUUAGCUGGAACAAAUUCCGAAAUAAAUUUAAAAGAAAAAUAUGAUAAACGAAAACGAAAUAAACAUGCUAAAUUUGAAGGACAACGUGUACCAAAUUUAACAAAAAUUGAUAGUAAAAUUUCAACAAAUCAACAAGAAGUUCAAAACGAUAUUGAUAAAGAAAAAGAUGAUUAUGUAUUAAGUAAAUUAUUUAAAAAAUCUGUUGUACAUAGUGCACUUCAACAUGAUAAUAUUGUUGAUCAUUCAAUAAAUGAUUAUGUUUUUAUUGAAACAGAAGCUCAUCGUUAUGCAGAAGAAGCUGUUAAAGCACUUCGAAAAUCUGCACAAGAUUGUUAUUCAGCUGAAAGUGGUAUACCAAAUUGGGGAGCAAAAAAUAUUCAACAUAUACGUCGAUUUGGUUCUCGUACUAAUAAAGAUGUUAUUAUUCCAGAUGAUGACCAAUCGUCAUCAUCAUCAUCUAUUGUUAAAAAAUCCAAUACUCGAUCUUCAAGUGCAUCAAGUAAUUUACUUAAAGAUAUUCGUGAACGAAAACGAGAACAAUCGGAUUUUGUUGUAUAUACAAAUGGUCAAUCAAUAGAAAAUGAUGAUGAAGAAAAUCAUUCAAAUGAUGAAGGUUUAAUAUUAAUACGUGAAUUAAAAGAUUAUUUAAAAGUUGGUACAUCUAUUCGUGGUAAAGCAACAACAGCUGAAAUAAUUGAUCAUUUUCAAAAUCGUCUUAAUGGAAAACCUGGUCUGAUACCUAAAUUUAAAUCAUUAUUAAAACAAAUAGCUAAUCUUGAACGAACAUCAUCUGGAAUUGGUUUUUGGAUUUUAAAGGAAGAAUUUCGAGAAACAUAA
This is a messenger RNA of Rotaria sp. Silwood2, 3546 nucleotides long. Lineage: Eukaryota; Metazoa; Rotifera; Eurotatoria; Philodinida; Philodinidae. The record is from the annotation of a GenBank genome assembly.